Molecule: messenger RNA, 1431 nt
Organism: Anopheles funestus (African malaria mosquito)
Lineage: Eukaryota; Metazoa; Arthropoda; Insecta; Diptera; Culicidae
Product: probable rRNA-processing protein EBP2 homolog
Exons: 3
Coding region: 175-1218 (347 amino acids)
Biological process (GO): rRNA processing; ribosomal large subunit biogenesis
Cellular component (GO): preribosome, large subunit precursor; nuclear periphery; nucleolus
Source: RefSeq, a predicted model, not a curated record
GGCAUGCCGAAAUGUCAAACCAUUGUUUACAUCACUUCCAAAUAAACGUGCUCGCGUGGUAGCGUGCCGGUGCCGAUUUUGUUUGAAUUUGUUAUAAAAACCGAAUAAUUUGUGUGUUAAAAUCGAUUUUGGUUCUGCCACAAUAGAUUUAUUGUUAAAUUUAGUGAAAUCAAAAUGUUGCUCGCAGAAGAACCAGUCGAAAGCGUGGAAGCUGUAAAAAAUAGUGUAUCUAAGAAAUUCAGGUCAGAAUUUGCUGACAGUUCCGACAGUGAAUCAAGCUUCACGGAAGACUAUGAUUCCGAUGAGGAGCUACGCCAAGCGUUCCUUCGCAACGAGCUGAAGCCGGGUUUGAACGUGAUAGUGCAGGAAGAACGCAAACCGCUGUAUGAUACGGUUCAGCUGAAAGCAUCGCUUGAACUGUGCACCCUGAAAGCGCCCUGGUUGGAGCGUAUGGAUCUGGUGAACGAUUUGGCCCCGCUCACACCGGAGCUAGCAAUACAGAUCGAAAAGCACGAGCAAAAGCGUGAAAACCAGUUCAAGGGUAACCGCAAGAUACCGUACGUUGCGCCGGAAGCCGACCCCGUGCUGAACGACUUCAAGCGAGAGAUACUGUUUCACCGGCAGGCCCAGGCCGCCGCGAUCGAGGGCAUCCGGAAGCUGCACGGGCUCGGCAUCGUGACCAAGCGCCCGGAUGACUACUUUGCCGAGAUGGCCAAAACGGACGAGCACAUGCAGCGCGUCCGGAAGGUGCUGCUCGACAAGCAGGAAGGUAUCGCCAAGUCGGAACGCAUUCGGCAGCUGCGGGAGCAGCGCCGCAUCGGCAAGCUGAUACAGCGCCAGGCGACGGAGAAGCGUGACGAGGAGCGAAGGAAAAUGCUCGGCGACAUUAAGAAGUUCCGCAAGGGCAAACUUUCCAAUCUGGACUUCCUGGACGAUGAUGACGGUCCGCGGGGUGAGUUCCGCAAGUCGGGCAAGGCACCGGGUAAGGGUAAGAACGCGAAGAGGGUUAGUGCCAAGCGGAAGGCACGCGAUGCAAAGUUUGGGUUCGGUGGCCGUAAGAAGGGCAUGAAGCAAAACACCCGCGAAUCGUGCAUGAAUGAUGGCCCACGACGCGGUGCGGGUGCAGGGAGGAAGGGCGCGGGCAAGGCGGGAGCGAAAAAUCGGCCAGGCAAAUCGCGCCGUGCACAGGCAAACAGUGGCAAGGGUCGCAAGAAGUGAACUCCCACCGUAGACGGCUCGUCGUUUUCUGUAACUAAACAUCGUUAAGGGUGAGAUGCCAACGAUUGACGAUAAUGUACAUUUAAUGUAUUCCGUAAGCCUUUCCUCUCGUAUUUUAGAUUUUUCUUCAUUUCCCUACAAAAUAAAGAGCAUAAAUGUAUGGAGAACAACAUACGCGUAAAAACAAAAAAGUGGGAUUGUUAGGGUAUUUUG